Molecule: messenger RNA, 2844 nt
Organism: Bathycoccus prasinos
Lineage: Eukaryota; Viridiplantae; Chlorophyta; Mamiellophyceae; Mamiellales; Bathycoccaceae
Exons: 1
Coding region: 1-2844 (947 amino acids)
Source: RefSeq, a predicted model, not a curated record
AUGUCGUCUUCGAAUACUAAUGGUAACGGGGAAAAGAUUCAGUUGAAAAGAAAAAAGUCCAAACGGCCUCCUCCACCGAAAGUGCCACCGCCGAUGCAAUUCCAGGAGGAAGACGCGGACUUGAAUAUCGCAGGUGAACGCGAAGAAGCGCUGAACCCAUUCACGAGCGUGGAAAGGGUGGUCGUUUCUGAUGGUUCGAAAAAGAAGAAGGAACAACAACAACGAGUGAGAGGACAGUCGGACAAAAGUGUAUCGUUCGACCAAAAAGCACCAUCGUUUCAAAAGAGGAACCAAGACUUGGGCGGAGAGAACGACGUCAACGACGGGUAUUUGUUCGUGAGAUACGUAUCCAUGAAACCGAAGAUAACGAUUUGGAAAUCGCUGGGGUUCUUGUUUUUAGAGAUCGGGUUGGCGAUUGCGUUCAUAUCCGGGUACACGAUGAUGGGGAAAGGCGUACACGUGUAUGACUUUUUGAAUAAAGACGCGCACUACGACGCCGCGUGGUACAUCGGGGUGAGUUGUUUCGGAGUAUUUUUUCUUUUGUGGUUGCUCGACGCGGAUGUUAUUUUAAGGCACGAACGGAAAAAGAUGACGAAAUUGAAGGAGACGCACGAGGACGACAGCAGUGACGACGAGAGCGGUGAAGGACGAGUCGGGACGCGCGUCGCCGGCGACGCGGCGGGAAAGAAGAGUAAGAACAAAAACGAUGACGAAAACGAAAAGAGCGAGAAAUCACUCAACUCUUCAGGUUCUGGAAAGAUGUUACCGCAGGCGAGAGAGGUGAACGAGAACGAUUUGCUCGAUGCCAGCGAAGAUGUGAAGCAGGAUUAUAAAUUGAAAUCGAUGGCUUUGAACUUGGUCAUUUUGAUUUGUGGCGUUGGUUUGUUCUGCGCGGCAUUGUUAGCGUCUGGAAGGUACGUGACCGCACCGGUGGUUAUUUACGUGUUGGUGAAGAUUGGUUUCACCGCAGUGUACAAGAAGAGCUUUUGCAGAGGCAUUUCUACGCGUUCCUUCAUGGUUGCCGCAUCGAAGUGCUCGUUUUUGGCCGGUGCUUUGAUCAUCGGCGCUUGGUUCUUUUGGGUCUUCGCCAUGGAGAACAAUUGGGAUAAACACAAGUACACGUUUCCGAACCGUGUUUUCGAGUGCGAUACAACCGCCGCGGAUGGGACUGAUUCCGGAUGUGUCAGCGUGUACAUGAUGUGGAUGUUACCCGGGGCGACUGGGUUCCUCGAGUUUCUCUUCGGCGCGACGGCGAAUUUUCUCUCCCGACCAGGUGGUGCAGUAAGAAUGAUUGCGGUUUUAAUGAUGAUUUUUGGUCUGGGUACAUACAUUCAAGUGUCCAUUUCUGGUGUGGAAAUGGGCAUCGCGGACGAUAUCAUCCAGUUUGUCGUGCUGUUCGUCGGGAUGUUUCUCAUGCUCCUGUUCGCCGCCGCCGGGAGAAAGAAGAUUUCCAAAAUUAUCAGAGACACCGGCGUGGAGACGAAAGUGGCCGCGGCAACGAACCAUCCAAUCAUGAAAGGUUUCUUGUUAUGCGCGAUUGGCCCGGCGCUACCGGCCGCGUUGUUAAUCUCCGCCGUUUCAUCCGCCUGCAGGCGGAUCGGUCUCACGUUUCGACCGAAAGUAUUGGACCAGCAAAUUCCGGAAAACGAAAAAGAUGGUCUCAUCACGCACGAAUGCCGCGCGGUUUUGAAGUGGCUUUUCGAUUCGCCAACAACGACUAUCGUCUACGCCACCUGGAUUGCGCUUGCCUACUUCAUAAUCUCCAUCGGCGUAGGUAAAGGCGCGGUGAUUUUCCUGGCGUGGUUGGUUUCCUAUUUGAAAGCGCAAGAAGUUUGGAUGGUGUUUCUUGUGUUCUUUGGCAUUGGCGUCUUUAUGUUCUUGCUCCCGCCGAUCCCAGGUCCCCCGGUGUAUUUGACCGGUGGUAUCGUCAUCGUCGGUGCUUUGGAAGAGUCCAUGGGUUUCUGGCCGGGUGUUAUGAUUUGCGGCGCCAUGUGUUGGUUCGUCAAACUGUUUUCGUGCAUGUUGCAACAGAAAGCCAUCGGCGAGCCUCUCGGUAACCGCGUCGCGGUUAGAGCCAUGUGUGCGGUCAAUACCCCUCAAAUGCGUGCGAUCAAAGUCAUCUUGUUACAGAAAGGUUUACCUAUUGAUAAACUCGCGGUGUUGUGCGGCGGCCCGGAUUGGCCAACCUCGGUCUUGUGCGGCAUCAUCCGAGUCCCGUUACACGAAGCAAUGUUAGGUACUGCCCCGGUGAUUGUUUUAUACUUGAUGUACGUCGUCGUUUCUGGCGCUGUUCAGUUGAAAAUCGGCGGGUGCGAAGCAGCGACGACGGUUUCCACCAUACUCGCCGAAGACGACACUUCGAAAAACUACUGGCAACUCUUGAACGCCGUCAUGCUCGCGCUCUCCGCCGUGAGCAUGGGCGUCACCAUGUUCAUGUUCGCCUAUUUCAUGGAUAAAGCUUUAAUUAGUCGAAAAGAUGAAAUCGACGCCGUCCCAAUCGACGUCGAAGUCGAAGAGUACGAGAAAACGCAAGAGGAAUUGAAAGUAGCGUACAAAAAAGUCUCCGAGUGGGAGGUAUUGCCGAAAGGCCAACGCGCGUUGUUAUGUCUCGCGUGUAUAUUUUCCGUCGGUAGCGCCCAAGUAGCGACCGUUUUAUCCACGGAAUGCUUUAAAGAGUUUGGCGUGGCGUGCGAAGUAGCCGUGAUGGAUGUCGUCACUUUGUUUGGUUGGAUCGUUUUGGGUGUGCACGCGGUUGGUUUUACUUUGAUGAUCGCGUAUGGGAAGGUUCAAAAGAGAGCGGCGGCGCGGUACCUCGAGAGCGGGUUGAGUAAAGAGAGCGCUUAG